Lytechinus variegatus (green sea urchin) is the source of this 3980-nucleotide messenger RNA. Its product is annotated as protein zyg-11 homolog B-like. The record is from RefSeq and is a predicted model, not a curated record. The transcript is spliced from 13 exons. Bases 177 to 2516 code for a protein of 779 amino acids. Gene Ontology annotation, cellular component: Cul2-RING ubiquitin ligase complex. NCBI's taxonomy places the organism in Eukaryota, Metazoa, Echinodermata, Echinoidea, Temnopleuroida, Toxopneustidae.
UUGAUAACUUGUGAAGUCUUUUGAGUUCUGUAAUUCAGUCUGUAUUAAAACUUCCUGCACAAAUGACACUGCAGCACUGUGCUGUGAACGUGAAUGUGACCGUCUGUGACUGUGCUGCAAUGCAAUAGCGGCUGUGAUUGUGAUGUCUGAUAAUGAUACCCUAUUGUUGAUGCAUUAUGGCUUUGUAUCAACACCAUGAAGUUGUUCCCAUGGAUAUCGAUGUGACUGAUGACAACAGUUCAUUGAAGAUGGCGACCGCGUCGCCUGACCCACUACAAAAAUUGUGCCUUGAGUAUGUGGCUAGGAACUUAACAAAAUUCUGCUGUGAGUAUGUAUCAUUGGAAGGAGAUCAUACCGAACCCAAACUCUGCCUGAAAUCAUCAGAGAUCAAACUACAUCGUGAUCUGGCUGAACAGCUUCUAAGAACAUUAAGUGAGGCACGCCAACUGAAGGAUUAUACACUGAGCCUAUUUGCCAAUCAGAAUCUUGUGUCCAUUCGGAAGGCGUGUCUGCGAUAUGCAACGCUCACCUCUCGAGGGCUACGCGCUCUCUCUGGUCACCAGCUCACCGAACUUGAUGCGGCGGGCGUGCGGAAUGUCAACGUUAAUGAUAUCAUCGGAGCUCUGGGAGAGUGGACUAGGAGAAACCUCAGGUCGUUGAACGUCAGCAAUUGUACUUUUAUGAACAACUCCAAGUUCUGCAUAGUGAUUUCACUUCCACAACUCAGGCUGUUGCGCCACCUCAAUGUCAGCUAUACAGAGUUUGGUAACAACCUUGGAUUAGAGUGGGUUGCCGAAGGUUUGACUCAUCUGGAGAGCUUAGACAUCUCGGGUACCCUGGUCUACAAUAUAGCACCGUUGACAAGACUCAAACAGUUGAAAUCGCUGUCUAUGUUUCACACGAGGGUUGCAGAGAAGGACAUCCCAUCGACAGUGGCUCAGCUUCCUGAGCUGAGACAUCUUGAUAUCUCGCAAGACAUGCACCCUGUACCGGACAGUGCGCACGAGACGGGUAUCAAUGUACUCUUAAAUGCUGACGACUCUGUUCCAAACCUCAUUUCCCUUGAUAUCUCAGGUAGGGAUAACAUCAGGGAUGAAGCACUCUGGCAUUUUGUGUCAAGGAGACCCAGGUUAAAGUUCCUUGGACUGACUCAGACGCAAGGUGUUGUCAAAGAUAGACAGUCGUCAAUAGAGAUGUGUUACGAGGCCUAUCUCUCGGACGAAAGGCAUGUUAACUUCAGACCGGAACUCAAGGUGUCUGGCUAUGCAACAGAAAGUCAAGUACUAGAGGGGCUACAGAGAUACACUGAGCGCUCCCACUAUGUUCAUAAGUUGUUGUGUUUCCUCUUCAAUAUGACCCAGUUCUUGGAGAAACCCAGACCAGACAUUGUCAAGAUUAUACUGCCACAGAUGAGAGCUCAUCCAAGGAUUCUAGGAGUUCAGAUGGCUGCAAGUGCUUGCCUUUACAACCUGACAAAGCAUCAGCUUGGGGAAGGUGUCCAUGUGUCAGUUCUUAGUACGAUGGUUGGACUAGUACUGGAUGCUAUGGAGACAUUCUACAGUCAACAACAGCUUCAAAAGAAUGUGCUAUUGACUCUAUGCAGUGACAGAAUACUUCAGGAUGUGAACUUUGAUCGUUAUCGUGCAUCUAAGAUGGUAAUGGAUUGCCUGUUUGUGUUUGAUGAUCCGUCGAUGACGAGAAUGUCCGUCGCGAUCUGCUCUAUCCUUGCUGCCAAGAUCUCCACUGUCCAGACUACUCUGCUGGGAACCAAAAGAAACAUGCAGAAACUUCUUCAGAUCGUACGCCAGAAAGCGGACAUCCGCUCGGUAGACAUCACACUCAAGUUCACCCUGAGCGCACUCUGGAAUCUCACCGAUGAAUCACCACCCACCUGUACAAUCUUUGACAAUGAGGGCGGGCUUGAUCUCUUCAUAGACAUUCUGGAGAUCUUUCCUGAUGAAUCUACACUCCAGACAAAAGUUCUUGGGCUUAUUAAUAACAUUGCAGAGGUAAAGACAUUACGGGAUAACUUAAAAAGAGAAGACUUCCUCAAACACUGCAAACGACUGCUAGAGAAUGAUCAGAUUGAAGUGAGCUACUUUGCUGCCGGGAUAGUUGCCCAUCUAUUGAAGGAUGGUGAAGACACAUGGGCCUCUAAACCUCAUCUCAGAGAAGAGUUUCAGCAGUCAUUGCAUAACAGCAUCUUGAAGUGGAAGAACCCUGCCGGAGAGAUGGUAGCCUACCGGUCUUUCAGUCCAUUCUUUCCUCUCUUGAAAUGCUAUGAGAUCCCUGAAGUACAGCUCUGGUCGGUGUGGGCAAUGCAACAUGUCUGCACGAAGAAUGCGAGUCGCUACUGCCCCAUGUUGGUGACCCAGGGCGGCGUGGACCUUCUGAGUGAGAUGGUAGCGCAACCCCACCUCCAUCCCGACGUCCAUAGAGUCGCUACGGGAGUCCUGGAGGUGGUGCGACAGAACAGAAUAGCCGUGGCCAGUCCCUGCGAGAUCAAGAAGAAAUGAACCUACCAAAUGUCUUUCAUCAAUGGCUUAUGUCUUAUUAGCACUGUGUGCGCAGCAGUCUCCUGCCAGUCAACCAGCCAGCCAGCCGUGGAUUUUAACCAUCGUUCUCUUGGUUUUUCAAACGCAACGUUUGAAGGAGAAAGAUGAUUUUUAUGAUUGCUCUAAAAGUACUAAGACGUGGUUUGGAGGAAGUGAAGUUUUAAUUGCAAUGCUAAUAGAUCAAUUAAAUGUUUAUUGAGGAAGAUACAGUCCUCUUUUUCGCAAAUGUGAUGCAAUGAUGAUGUUUGAGUACCUAUGCUGUAUCUGAAGAGUUGAUGUAGCUUUUCAGGAAUCGAGCAUUGACCAUGAUAUAUUAAUGUUCUGUAAAUCAGUAGGAUAAAUGUCCAUACUAACAAUAGUUCAUACUUGCCCGUGCAUUGGAUUUUAGAAAAAAACGGAUCCCUUUCCUGAUGUAAUUAUUUCAUCCCAUUUUCACACUUGGAAAAUAUAAAGUUGAUUCGAACUUGGUUUAGAACAUAUACAUACUGUAUACAUUUUCAAAAGGAUACUAGUGCACCUACAUGAUUAAAUUCUCCUUUUGAAAAAUGAUACUCCUCUACACCUUUCAGAAUGUACAUGAACAUGGAGAUAUGUAUGCAUAAUGUAUAAUGACCUCUGUCUCCCUUCUCUUCAAUAGGUGGCCUCCUAAGUUAUUUAUUGUUAGUUGGUCAUUAAUGCAUAUUAGAUGUAAUUGUAAAGUGAAAUAAAAAAAAUUAAGGGAGGUAUUUUACCGCUAGAAAAUUGCCACUCUCCACCCAGGUGUAGUAAAUGGGUACCUGUAGGAAGAAAUUCUUAAAUGUAUGUUUUUGUUUUUACCUUAUCAAGGUAGCCAUGCUCAAGCCAGGGGACAUUUGUAUUAAGCACUAUAGAAAUGUCACGUAUUGUAAUUAUUAUUAAUACAUUAAGGAUUCCUGUAUAUCUUUGGGUUUAUCUUUUGUAUUAUCGGCAAUAGUACAUGUAUUAAUUGAGCAAACUCCUUGAUUUCUAAACCUCUUGUGCAUUCUUUCCUGUGUUGUGUAUAACAUACACAACAAUUAUAGGUGAAUUUUCAGAACAGACUUUGUAUGUAUCAACAACUGAGGAAAUAAGAACUAGCAUUGCGUGCUGGAUUCUUGCAUGAAAUUAGAAAAUAGAUACAUGUGAAUUCUUCUCCUUCAAAGUGAUUAUGUUAGAAUGAAGGUAAUUCCAUUGAGUAGAUAUCAAUAGAAAUGAAGACAAUAUAUAUAUACAAGUCUUAAUGCUUAUGAUCCAUACACAUGUUAUUAAUUUCUUCACUGUGGUCAUCCGAUUGAAAAACGCCCUUCCUUGAACACCCUACGAUUUCCUGUAUGAAUGUGAAGUUUGAAGUUAGCAGGGCUACAUAAGCACUUGCCCGAUUGCCCGGGGCGAGUAAAAGUUAGAGUCGGGCAAGUGUUUUGAAGUAAA